Messenger RNA from Penicillium expansum, 3240 nucleotides. Its product is annotated as ATPase, P-type, K/Mg/Cd/Cu/Zn/Na/Ca/Na/H-transporter. NCBI's taxonomy places the organism in Eukaryota, Fungi, Ascomycota, Eurotiomycetes, Eurotiales, Aspergillaceae. Gene Ontology annotation, cellular component: plasma membrane. Gene Ontology annotation, molecular function: ATP hydrolysis activity; ATP binding; P-type calcium transporter activity. Bases 1 to 3240 code for a protein of 1079 amino acids. The transcript is spliced from 4 exons. Gene Ontology annotation, biological process: calcium ion transmembrane transport; intracellular calcium ion homeostasis. The record is from RefSeq and is a predicted model, not a curated record.
AUGUCGCAGGAAGCCCAAAAAGGCUCUGGCUCUGAGAGCCCUGCUGACAUUACACAACCUCUCUCCCAGCCCGCCCAUAGCCUCUCCUUCGAAGACGUCAUCAGCGAACUCCAGACCAAUUCUGACGAUGGUCUGACAACUGCGGAGGUCAAGCAGCGCCUUGAGAAAUAUGGCGAGAACAUACUUGAAGGGGACGAAGGGGUCUCCUUGGCGAAGAUUGUCAUUCGACAGAUCGCCAAUGCCAUGAUGCUGGUCCUCAUUAUCGCUAUGGCCGUCAGUUUCGGUAUCCAGUCCUGGAUCGAAGGAGGCUUCAUCGCUGCCGUCAUCGCUCUGAAUAUCGUUGUCGGUGUCUACCAGGACUACGCCGCAGAGAAGACUAUGGACUCGCUGCGCUCGCUCAGCUCCCCCACAGGUGUAGUAUCUCGCGAUGGCAAGACGGCAACCGUCCCAGCCAAUGAGAUCGUCCCCGGUGACAUGGUUGAAUUGAAAGUAGGAGACACUGUUCCUGCUGAUGUCAGACUUGUUGAAGCAUUCAACUUUGAAACCGACGAAGCACUGCUAACCGGCGAGUCCCUCCCGGUCCAGAAAGAAGCAGAGGCGAUCUUCGAGGUCGACACUGGCCCAGGCGACAGACUGAACAUCGCCUACAGCUCGUCAACCGUGACCCGAGGGCGUGCUCGCGGUGUCGUCGUGGGAACCGGAAUGAAGACCGAGAUUGGAGCUAUCGCUCAAGCCCUCCGCGGAACUGACUCGAAGCGUCGGCCUGUCAAGCGUGGUCCCGAAGGUGAAACAAAGAAGAGAUGGUAUAUCCAGGCUUGGACAUUGACGACCACUGAUGCUAUUGGUCGGUUCUUGGGUACCAAUGUUGGUACGCCUUUGCAGCGGAAACUAUCCAAGCUGGCACUUCUUCUCUUUGCCAUUGCUGUUGUUUUUGCAAUUGUCGUUGCUGCGUCGAAUGACUGGCGCGGUGAUAGCGAGGUUAUCAUUUAUGCGGUCGCGACUGGUCUGGCUAUGAUUCCGGCCUGUUUGGUGGUUGUGUUGACAAUCACCAUGGCCGUGGGUACGAAACAAAUGGUCCAACGUCAUGUCAUUGUCCGGAAGCUGGAUUCCUUGGAGGCACUCGGAGCUGUCACCAAUAUCUGCUCAGAUAAGACUGGUACUCUGACCCAAGGCCGCAUGGUCGCGAAGAGGGCUUGGCUUCCAUCCCUAGGAACUUACUCAGUCGGUGCCUCAAAUGAACCUCUCAACCCCCAAGAUGGUGAGCUGAGCUUGAUGGCCGAGCCCCCGAUCAAACUGGGUGCGGAGAAUUUGGGCGAUGCAGCGUCCCCAGAUGACCUCUUAAAAGACAACGAUACACUCAAGGACUUCCUCAACGUCACUGCUAUGGCUAACUUGGCCCAUCUCCAUCAAACUGCUACCGAUGGAUGGCAGGCUCGCGGCGAACCCACCGACAUUGCCAUUCAGGUUUUCGCCUCUCGGUUUAACUGGGGCUUGAAUCGCUGGACCAAGGGCGACAAGCCGAUCUGGCAACAACAGGCCGAGUAUCCAUUCGACUCAAGUGUGAAGAAAAUGUCUGUUAUUUUCACAAAGCGUGACGACAACUCAGAGAAGAGUCGCGAAAUGAUCUUCACCAAGGGCGCUGUCGAGCGAGUUCUCGAGGCAUGUACCACUAUCAAAUGGAAACCUGACUCCGAACCCGUUCCUAUCAGCGAUGAAAUGCGCGAAGAAAUCUUGCAGAAUAUGGAAGCGUUGGCUAAAGAGGGUCUUCGUGUGCUAGCUAUGGCCGGCCGCGAGAACACCUCUCCCGCAAAAGAAGGCAGCGACCCUCUUCCCCGCGACGAGGUCGAGAAGGACUUAUCGUUCUAUGGUUUGAUCGGUCUCUACGAUCCCCCUCGUCCGGAGACGGCUGGAGCCAUUGCCCUGUGCUACAAGGCUGGAAUCUCCGUGCACAUGGUUACCGGUGACCACCCCGGUACUGCGCGUGCGAUUGCUGCGCAAGUCGGAAUCAUUCCCGCGAACAUGGAUCUGAUCGCCAAGGAUGUUGCUGAUGCUAUGGUCAUGACGGCUUCACAGUUUGACAAAUUGACCGAAGACGAGAUUGAUGAACUUCCCACACUUCCAUUGGUUAUUGCUCGCUGCGCGCCUAAUACGAAAGUCCGUAUGAUUGAUGCACUCCACCGUCGUGGGCGCUUUGUUGCUAUGACCGGUGAUGGAGUUAACGACUCUCCCUCACUUAAGCGGGCUGAUGUCGGUAUCGCUAUGGGUCAGAAUGGCUCUGACGUGGCCAAGGAUGCUUCUGAGCUAGUGCUGUCUGAUGAUAACUUUGCUUCUAUCAUCAACGGUAUUGAGGAAGGUCGUCGUAUUUUCGAUAACAUCCAGAAAUUCGUUCUGCAUCUUCUUGCGGAAAAUGUUGCCUUGGCUUUGACACUGCUUAUUGGAUUGGCCUUCAAGGAUGACACCAACCAGUCUGUCUUCCCUAUUUCCCCCGUCGAAAUCAUCUGGAUUAUCAUGAUUACCUCUGGUCUCCCUGAUAUGGGCCUGGGAAUGGAGAUCGCCGCUCCAGAAGUGAUGGAUCGGCCACCGCAAAGUAAACAAGGUAUCUUCACCUGGGAAAUCAUCAUCGAUACCCUUGUCUACGGAGUCUGGAUGGCUGCCCUCUGUCUGUCAGCAUUCUCUCUCGUCAUGUUUCAAUGGGGCAACGGCGAUCUCGCCCAGGGCUGCAACACACAUUACAACGACCCCAGCAAACCUUUCGACUGCGACACAGUUUUCCGCGCCCGCGCGACAACAUUCACCUGCAUGACCUGGUUUGCCCUAUUCCUCGCCUGGGAGAUGAUGCAUCUCCGCCGCAGCUUCUUCCAGAUGCAGCCCAACUCAAAGAAGGUCUUUACUCAGUGGAUGCAUGAUAUCUGGCGCAACAAGUUCCUCUUCUUCGGUAUCAUGACUGGCUUCGUUCUUGCCUUCCCUAUUAUCUACAUCCCUGUUAUCAACCACAGUGUGUUCAAACACAGCAGUAUCUCCUGGGAGUGGGCUAUCGUCUUUGUUGAGACGGUGCUUUUCUUCCUUGGUAUUGAGAGCUGGAAGUGGUGCAAGCGUAUUUACUUCCGCCGUCAGGACCGAAAGGCUGCGGCUCGGGGUGAUGGCGAUCGUCGGGAUAUGAGAGAUUUCAGUCGAUAUACCACUAUGGACCGCUCGGAUACUCAGGCUAGUGAGGUGAAGGUGGAACAAUCUAUGGUUUAG